AGAUUAUCUAUGGUCGAAGGGUUGCACGCAUUGGAUAUGACAUUUGUUUUCAUUCCCGGGGGUUGUAUAGAUAUCUGUGUCUGAAGUUCCUUGCAAAUGCAAUGUUGUUGAUGUUAGUGGUGUGUCCUGUUGUGCUUCCGUGUGUGUUGUUGUUGAGAAGUUGUUUUGAAGUGUUAUAAGUGGCGUCGUACUGAUGCGAAUAUUUCGUAUGCUAUGUCAGAGCCCCGUAGUAUUGAAUGUUUGUAAUCUCAAGUGUAUGGUGUAGGCCUCCAGUGGUUAUGGUGUUACAGAUUAUACAGUUCGCUUGUCAGUGAAAGCAACAGACACAAUGAGCCGCAAUGAAACUGCGACGUAUCGUUUGUCGGACAAAGACGGAAGGGAUUCGGAAACUUACCGGAAAGAAGACAGCGAAAAAAGGAAACAGAAAAGACAUGAAGAGGAUACAAGGGAAGAUCAGUACAAAAGACGCCGCAAUAGUUCAGGGUCAAAGUAUAAGGAUAAAGAACGCAAUAGCAGAAGUAGAGAUUGCAGUGCUUCGUUCGCUGAUGAUGAAACAAAAAACCACCAGUACAGCAGGACAGAGCAGAAUGGUUCAGGUAGAAGCAAGCGCUACGAAGAUUCGAGGACCAUGAGAGACAGGUAUGGUAGUAGUCAUGAACGAAGUGAAAGACGCAAUUCCGACAGACACUAUUCGGCAGAUAAAGACGGUUAUGAGAGAUAUUAUUCAGAUCCACGUAGUUUCCAUGAUAACGGCGAAAAUUUCAGAUUUCAGAGGUCUGAAUAUAGAAAUAGGGAUUCCUAUUCAGACAAGUCUUAUACAGACAGGAAAGAUAACAAAAACUCUGGCAGUAAACACACUGACUAUAGAGACAGUAGUAGGAGACGUGACCAUCGCAGUCCCAAGAAAGACAGUAGUACUGUGUUGGAUAACAGAUCAAAACCCACUAGUGAAUCGACAGCCACCGAAAGUGCAAACGUGACGAUGGAACCACCGGCAGCUCCAGCACCACAGAAAAAAUCCCUCGAUAUGAUUACAUCAAAAACUGGAGGUGCCUAUAUCCCUCCAGCUAAGCUGAGAAUGAUGCAAGCCCAAAUAACAGACAAAACGAGUGCUGCUUAUCAGAGAUUGGCUUGGGAAGCUCUUAAAAAGUCUAUUCAUGGCCACAUCAACAAAGUUAACACAGGAAAUAUCGGUAAAAUUGUUCGGGAACUCCUUCGAGAAAAUAUUGUUAGGGGCCGAGGAUUGUUGUGUCGGUCUAUUAUACAGGCCCAAGCUGCAUCACCCACUUUUACUCAUGUUUAUGCUGCUUUAGUUGCUGUUAUCAAUAGCAAGUUUCCCAAUAUUGGAGAGUUGUUGCUGCGGCGGAUUGUUAUUCAGUUCAGACGUGGCUUCAGAAGAAACGAUAAAAGCACAUGCAUUUCAGCUGUAACAUUCAUCGCACAUCUUGUUAACCAGAGAGUGGCUCAUGAAAUAUUAGCACUGGAAAUCCUUACAUUGUUGAUUGAAACACCAACUGAUGAUUCUGUUGAAGUAGCAAUUGCAUUUCUCAAAGAAUGCGGCAUGAAGCUAACAGAAGUGUCCAACAAAGGAGUUCUUGCCAUCUUUGAGAUGCUUCGUAAUAUUUUACAUGAAGGACAUCUAGAAAAAAGGGUACAAUAUAUGAUAGAAGUUAUAUUCCAAAUUCGUAAAGAUGAAUUUAGAGACCAUGCAUCAGUCAUUCCAGAACUGGACCUUGUAGAAGAGGAGGACCAGUUCACUCAUCUGAUAACGCUGGAUGAAGCAAAAAAUGCAGAAGAGAUAUUAAAUGUGUUCAAAUUUGAUCCAGAAUAUGAGACAAAUGAAGAAAAAUAUAAUGCUCUAAAGAAAGAACUGUUGGAUGAGAGCAGUGAUGAAUCUGGUAGUGGUUCUAGCUCAGAGAGUGAAGAAGAUUCAGAAGGUGACAGUGAGAAUGAGGGAGAGAAGGAAGAAACAAUUCUGGACAACACUGAAACCAAUCUUGUUGCCCUUAGGAGGGCAAUUUACCUUACAAUUCAUUCCAGCUUAGAUUUUGAGGAAUGUGCACAUAAGUUGAUGAGAAUGGAAUUAAAACCUGGCCAGGAAAUUGAACUCUGCCAUAUGUUUCUGGAUUGUUGUGCUGAGCAGCGAACAUAUGAAAAGUUUUUUGGCCUUCUUGCACAAAGAUUCUGCCAGAUCAACAAGGUAUACAUACCUCCAUUCCAACAAAUCUUCCGUGAUACCUAUAACACAAUACAUCGUUUGGAUACAAAUAAAUUGAGAAAUACUGCAAAGUUCUUUGCGCAUUUGUUAUUUACUGAUGCCAUUUCAUGGGAAGUGCUUUCUUUUAUAAAGCUGAAUGAAGAGGACACAACAAGCUCAAGCAGAAUCUUUAUUAAAAUCCUCUUUCAGGAGCUUUCUGAAUAUAUGGGACUAACAAAAUUGAAUGAGAGAGUAAAAGAUCCCACAAUGCAGAUAGCUUUUGAUGGAUUAUUUCCUCGUGAUAAUCCAAAAAACACGAGGUUUGCAAUAAAUUUCUUCACCUCGAUUGGUUUGGGUGGCCUAACAGAUGAGCUGCGGGAACAUCUAAAAUCUCAACCAAAAGUUUCCAUGCUACCUGCUUUGAUGAAGGCACUCAGUUCCUCUGAUAGCAGUUCAAGCACAUCAGAUUCCUCAGAAAGCAGUUCAUCUGAUACAUCAUCAGACUCGUCAUCGUCUUCAGAGGAAGAAGCUAGGAAGUCAAAAAACCUUAAAAAAAAGAAAAGGAAAAAGACUGCAGACAGUACAAAGAAACAAAAAACGUCUGCAAAAAAGAAGAAACAUAGUAGAUGAAUGCCUGGAACAGUGGUGCAUACUGUGAUGUGUGAAAAAUUUGUUAUUGUGGAUUAAAUUGUUUUACAAUUUUAUAUUCAGGGAGAUGUUUCAAUGUAAGUCAUCAGUGAAAUGUGUGCACAUACUGGAGCAAAGAUUAUUACUGCCACAACACGUAUACUUUUAUUAUUAUUAUUAUUAUUAUUAUAUUAACAAAGAUGUUAAGUUCGUAAUAGAAUAAAGUUGUAAAAAAAUCUA
Molecule: messenger RNA, 3064 nt
Organism: Schistocerca gregaria
Lineage: Eukaryota; Metazoa; Arthropoda; Insecta; Orthoptera; Acrididae
Gene: ncm
Product: pre-mRNA-splicing factor CWC22 homolog
Exons: 10
Coding region: 329-2827 (832 amino acids)
Biological process (GO): mRNA splicing, via spliceosome
Cellular component (GO): catalytic step 2 spliceosome
Molecular function (GO): RNA binding; protein binding
Source: RefSeq, a predicted model, not a curated record